UCUGGAAUUUGUUGCAGACAAACAUAUGGUGAAGUUGAAAAGCGAGAAUGACAUGACGAGGUAAAUUGUAAAAAAAUGGAGUUUCUAGAGAGUCUACGCCGUUUGGAAGAAGAUGUCGAGAAUUAUAGUGACUUCGAGCAAUUACCUGUACAUAAUGCCUUAGAGAGAAGGUUCAGAAACACCUUGUAUUUGGGAAAGUCUACCGAGGGGAUAUCAUUGCCUGUAGCUGAUGUUGCUGUUGAUCUGUUCCAGAAUGCUGCAGAGAAGAAUCUGGGCACGUUUACACGUCGCCAUGUUGCCAAGUUUAAUCGAAAUGGACAGAUAAACCCCUCGUCUUCCAUGCUGGGUAUGAUGUAUGCUCGUCGUCUCAAACGACAGAAAUCUUCCUACCUCCAGAAAGUAACUUCCACUGAACUCUUCCUGGUUUCCAUGAUGCUGGCUACUAAAUUUCUCUAUGAUGAAGGUGAAGAUGAAGAAAUAUUCAGCGAUGAAUGGGCGGAUAGUGCUAAAAUUGAUGUUAAAAGGGUUAAUGAACUGGAACGAGACUUUCUGGAAGCAAUUGACUGGGACCUGUACAUCAAACCAGAUGAAUUCUUUGAGUUCUUACAACAAAUGGAAACAUGGAUCGCCUUAAAUGAGGGACGUCGGAGAGGCUGGUUUUCCUACUCGGAUUUCAAUGUACUGAUGGAGCAUAAAGAUUGGUAUACCACCAUUUCUCAGCUGCUUGACCAGUCUUUGAAGGUGAUUGGUAUGUGUCUGGCUGCGUACUCCUUGUGUAGUGCCAUCGUCUGUUGGUCAGUUCUGCUUAUGCAGCACCACUCUGCUGUUCCAGGAAUGGCUCCGGCUUCGGACAACUACAGUCAUGUGUUCCACGGAGUGCGCCCUCUCAAGGCAACCCAGGUUUCAUCUCACCAGAGCGAGAUCAUGCUGCCACCACCGAAUGUGGUCCACUCUGCUUCCGACCAAUCGUCAGCACCCUCUGAGAUGUCCCCUUGUCCGAAUUGCAGGCAGUGUUGCUGUAAUCUUGAUCAGGGUCACCUCGACUCUCAGAGCGUGGCUGACGGCAAUACCUCUCCUUGCCACCUCCAAGGUAAUGAAAAGCAGGAGCCUUUAAGUUGUCAGCAAUGUCUUACCAGAGGAUUUAGGGAUGACUAUUGGUUACGGACUAAGGUAGAUGAUGUUGGCCAGGCUCUGAUUUCAUUCUACCAUGCCCUUCUUGUUGCUUACCACGAUACAUCUGCGAUUCUCUCCAACAACAGUGAUCCAGGAAGUCCGAUGAAAAGUCGCUCACACCAGAUCAACCACUCCGCAACUCAAGGCCAACUUUUGACUCCAACCCCGUCAGAAUAUCUUCCGGACGUUAACUGUCCUCUGCUGUCAAGACGUAAAGGCAUGAAGAACCCUAGGGAUUUAAACAUGGACUCGGACUCCAACCUUGCUUCCAAGAAGCAGUGUUCUGUUUGUGAUGGCAUGGCAAAGCGCAAGACACUGCAAGAGAGAAUUCAUACGCUGCUACCAAAGUCGAUUAUGGAGACUGCAGUACCGGCAACUACCGGAACAAUUCCUCUUAUUGUAGCAUGAUGCAUUUCCCAUGAUUUGGAAUAUGUGGUUUAAGAAAUUUCAACAGCGAUGGCUUGAAACUACUAAUAUGUCACUGGUGAAAGGCGAAUAACCUAGAACCUAUAAAUGUCAGCACAAAUUUUGAUUCCCAUUCAAUGCAUUUGAAUUACAGGCAAUUGUUGAUAUGCGAGAAGAAUUUUUUUCUUGCUAUUACACAACCACCUUGGUAACCUUGGGAAAAUUUCUUUGACAUCAGAAUACUUGGAAUAAUGUCUCACAGUGGUUUUAACAAGUACUGCUUUUUUCUAUCCCUCUUGCUGCAUGGCGAAUUCAGUCCCAAAUUGCAUGCCUAAAUAAAACUUGGUGAAUUUAAAAUCAGUACUUCAAUAAUAAAUCGUUGAUAGACCAUUUAAUAUUAAGAAAAUUAUGGCUAUAAGUUUUCUGUUUAAAAAAAAUGGCAAUUCUCUUUGAGUACUUAUACUUCCACCCCUGAUUAUCACACUUCUUAGCUUAACCCAUGUGGGGUUUGAAUAGUUUUGUCGGAGUACAAGCCUUAAUACUUAAAUGCAUAUUCUGCAUGAAGUUGAAUAGCUUUUUGUAAUUUUGUUGUGUUUAGCUCCAGUUUACAAUCCGAAAUAUAGUAUACUAGUACCCUUAAAUUCCAAGAUUCUUCAAAGCAUGGGUUUCACAACACCACUGAUCUACAACUAACUCAUCACUCUUCAUACAAUACAAUCUCUGGCAUGUAUGAAAAUAAAGGAGACCUAUUCUGAUAUAUUCUUUCAUAAAAUCGGUAUUAUUUUACCAUCGGUAUUAUGGUGUGUAUGUAUUAACUGUAUACUUAAUUACUGGUGUAUUACAUGUAUGUUACUUUUUAGUUAUGCCUUAUUUAUUCAUUUGUUAUGAAGCAUGACCCAUUACCUAUAUAAUCCUGUUAGUUUUCUACUUGCUGUGCUAUGACUAUUUAUUAUUUAGGGAUAUCAGAGUUCACAGCAGUCAACUUGCAGUUGCAGUGGAGCAAAGGUGUGAUUGCUGAAGUGGUGAUGAUGUUUUCCUCUAUACAAAGCAUGUGUAUUAAUUGAAAGUAUAGGGAGGGUGAGUGAAUGAAAUACUACUCCGUGGAGGUGACUGUACAUGUAUAUCCAGGUAUCCUUGAUACAUUUAAGUUAAGCUUUAUUUUCCUUUUUUCUUGGCAAAGUCUCGUCAUGUCAGUGGCAUGGGGCUGCUAACAUGGCCAGCCAGCCAGCCUGGAUUUUUUGUUUAUUAAAGCUUUCUUAUACAUUUAGUGCUAGCAAAAGCUAUAUGUACAUGUAGCUGAUUUUUAUUCUGUAACUUAUUAACUGCAAUACUAUGAACUGUCACUGCUCUCUACACUUGUGCAGAUAAUUAUAGAAAAUCCUCAACAUUUCUUAAACUGCUUUAAUAGGUAAAGAGUCUCAGUUUUUUUUUCUUAUUUAAUUUAUGUACUUCAUGAUAGCUCCAUGAAUAAUACUCAUUACUAGUCAUAAGUCAUGUGAAUUACAUUUAAUUUUUGUCCAUUUUCAUGAGGUUUUGUCAAAUAUAAUUAUAUCAAAAUUGUUUUCAUCAUGCUUUCUGAAAACAACACUCACAGUUCAUUGGUGGAUGCCAUCAGGUAUAUCUUUAAUUAUCUGAAAUGAAGUUUUUUUUCAGACAUUCCUUGGCUGACUAAUCUUGGAUGUAUUAGUCUUAGCCAGGAGUCAAUUCUAUCAAAAUUGUUGACACAAGUUCCACUUUAUAAAGAUGAAAAGUAUCAGAUACGGCUUCGAAUUCCAGAUAUAAAUUCUGCAUUCAAAGAGUCCACAUUAUUCGAUGUACUUUUGGAGAUAAAGAGCAUAUCAUGUAGCAAAUCAUGUUUAUCUUACAUGUAUGUGGUGAAGAUGUAGGGAUGAUGAUUAUAUUCUAUAAUCAUUAGUGAAUGCCUAGUUAUUGGCUUCCAGAAAUAUAUCCUUCCUAUGGUAUGUUCAUUUUAUGGUAUUCAUUAGAACAUGAACAGUGUACAUAUUUGUGUACAGAAAAGGGCAUUCUAAACAAAGCAUCAGUAUUUUGAACAGAGUACAUUAUAUUACUGUGUUUCUCUGAAUCACUAUGUACGUCUUAUUUGAAGAUUUUGAGGACAUUUGCUCUACCAGCGAGUACUCCAAAUCUCGCAUACACUUCAGCGCCAUAUAGGAAAUGAUUAUCAUUAUUAUUACAAUGAUUUGAUGUGUAAAUUAAUUCCUUUCUGGAAAGAGGUUGGCAGUCAUUGUAAUGACUGCUGGGUAGUUUGGGCUUCUGGCUCAAGCCACAUAUGAAACCCAAACUCUGAGUGACCUGAAUCACAAUCCCAUCAGCUAGACAGAUCUAUCUUGACUCAUCAUUCUUCCUAGGGAGAAUGGUUACCUGAACGAUUUUGCAAUAUUUCCACAAUAUGCAGGUGUUUAUGUUCUUCUUUGCAUAAAAAUCAUACUUCAGAUAAUUUCUUUUUCAAUGCACUUUCAUGCAUUAUCAUGCUGAAUAAGACUACCAUAUGCAAAAUGACCAUAGGAAAGUUUGCUUCAUGAGGAAAUGCCCAGAACAAGGCAAAAUCUUGCUCAUCCAAUUUCUGUGGUUUAUUCACAGAUUUCUUCACAGAGGCAAAUGUUUUUUAACAACCGUCUGUGCUUUCCUGUGGAUCAGAGCAUCCAAGCCACCCACCCCCACACACACAUCCUUUUAUCAUUGUAUCUUUGAAGGUUUGUUUUUCUAAGGGGUAAUAUGCCUGAAGACCAGAAUACUUGGAUUUACAUGCAGUCCCAUAUCAUGAGUGCUAAUAUCAAUAUUUUAGUUUUUCUAGAAAAAAAAAACAUGAACAAUAACACUACUUUGUUAUAACCCUUCAUUCUGUUAUAACCUGUUAUGGAUUGACCUUGUAGUAGUAUUAAAGUGCCAUUUUAUGCAUGCAAAUUUGCCUUUUUAAACAACACAGGAAUGUUGGAUAAAAGUAUUAAAAUAAUGCAUGUAAGAAUCAUGUUCAUUGUCUGGUUAUUGAAUGUGAAUUUAAUUGUUUUGCAAGUCUAAAGAAGUGGUAAAAAAUGUGUAGUAUGGUGAACAAAAAUGUGAAACAACAAAAUUAUAGAAAAAUUUGUGGCGUGAAAGAGAAGUAACAUGAAAAAAUAUACAAAUAGACAUGUGUGUGAUGAUUAAGUAUUUAUAAAAAAGGUGAACACAUUUUUGUAUUCAAUGAGAUAAAAAGGUGUAAAAAUGAAAUGUGAAUGAAAGUAACAUCACUGUUUUGUAAUAUGGACUUCUAAUUUAAACUACAAAGCAACUUCAAACAUUAAGCAAUCUCAGAGAGUGUAGUGUAUUGUACUUGAAUAUUUUAUUAUAUACUCCAUGUGAGUGAUACAAAUGAUAGAUGUAUGCACUGACAGAAAGUGCGUAUGAUAUAAAUAUAAACUGGAAAAGUUGCGUGGAAACUGCUCUGGAAGCAAAAUUGAAAUUCAUUUGAUAGCUACAUGAAGGAAGUAAAAUCAAAUUGUAAGUCUGUCAUUUUUUCCAGAAUGACACUACUGCCCCCCCCCCCAUCACUUUUCGAUAAAAGCAACAUGGCUUGUAACAUAGUACAAAAGAAAUACUCUAGAGACAAAAUCCAGAGAAAGAUCUCAAAAGAUAAUACAAAGCAACAUAUUAGUACAUCCUGGUUCAUGGUCCAACGACAUAUUGAGCAGAAGUGACAAAAGAGUCACUGAACUCUUUUGAUCUUGCUAUUUAUCAAGUUUCUUUGAACCCUGACUUUAUGAAGGAGGUUACAUAAAUCAGGAUAUAAAAGAAGUGUCUAACUUGUUCAUAAAGUAUUUAUUUUGAACUGGGUUUAGAAAGUCAGAGAGUCAAUUGGACUUUAAUAGUUUAAGUCUCUUUGAAUUUGGUUCAUAAAGAAUCCCUUUGAACAUGCUUAAAGAGUGCAUUUGAAUUUAUUCAUAACAAGUCCCUCCUAUCUUUCUUUGUAUAGUCUUUUUUUUACUUGAUUACCAAAGUGUCUCAAUGAAUUUGGUUCAUAAAGAUACUACACCAACAACAUUUGAUUUUCAACAAGUGACUGGUCCAGACAGAGAGCACUGAAAGGAACAUCUUUGAACUGGUUAUAGAAGAGUCAAUUUAACCAUGUUUCCUGGUUAUUAUCAAUCACACAUGGUACAUGAUU
Molecule: messenger RNA, 5740 nt
Organism: Lytechinus variegatus (green sea urchin)
Lineage: Eukaryota; Metazoa; Echinodermata; Echinoidea; Temnopleuroida; Toxopneustidae
Product: protein CNPPD1-like
Exons: 9
Coding region: 76-1581 (501 amino acids)
Biological process (GO): regulation of cyclin-dependent protein serine/threonine kinase activity
Cellular component (GO): cyclin-dependent protein kinase holoenzyme complex; nucleus
Molecular function (GO): cyclin-dependent protein serine/threonine kinase regulator activity; protein kinase binding
Source: RefSeq, a predicted model, not a curated record